CGCGCAACAUUACCACCGCAACAGCGCGAACAAGAGAAGAACCAGACAGUAGCAAGCAGCAGCAGCAGUAGCACACACGUGACGACCAAGACGGAAUGGGUCUUUGUGUGUCGUACGACGCGGCGGCCGACGGCCCGGCGACCGCGAGAGUGGUGCUCCCCAGCGGCGAGCUCCGGGAGUACUCGCCGCCCGCGACGGCGGCGAUUGCGCUGGAGGAGGUGGGCCAGCAGGGGUGGUUCCUCUGCGACGCCGACAGGAUGGGGUUCGAGGGCUCCGUCGCGGCGAUGGCGGCCGGCGAGGAGCUCCAGCCGGGGCAGAUCUACUUCGUCCUCCCCGCAGAGAUGCUGCGCCGCCGCCUCACCGGCGAGGAGGUGGCCUCGCUCGCCGUCAAGGCCAGCGCCGCCCUCGUCAAGGCCGCCACCGCCUCCUCUGCCGGCGGCCGGCGCCGGCGAGGCUCCGUGGCGCCGCUCGUGUUCGCGCCGUCGGAGGAGGACUACUCGAACGAAACCUUGGCGACGUUUGCCGUGAAGCCGGCGGUGCCGCAGAAGCGGAGGGUGGCCUUCCGAGGCGGGAGGUCGCCGCCGAGGUUCUCGCCUGACUUGACGGCCAUCCUGGAGAGCGAGUAGAGCCGCGGAGCGCACGAGACUGCCAGAAAAGAAAAGCAUCUUUGCACAAAGCCCUGCCUCGCCUGGCCGCGAGUGAUGCGUGACCCGGCCGCUAAUGUUGGAUCGAACGGCGGCGACGCGGUAAAUGAUAUGUGGAGUUAGGGCUCUCCCAGCUCCACCGAAUCCACGAUUUCAGCUUCUGGAGCGAGCUCCUCACUUCACCCAGCGAUCAAAAAACGUUCUGGAGGGACGCUGGCUUCUCCCUUCGCUGCAGCCCAGCUGGGAGGCAAAAAGCCUGUUAGGCUCCCCAUUGGGCUGGCUGGAAGCAGCCCAGAUGUGCAGCAGAGUUUUUUUUUCACAGUUGUCAUGCCUUGGGCUAGCUAGGCUGUACGUGGUGAUACACACAUUUGGCGUGUUAAAAAAAAGGAUACACAUAUGGCUGGGCGGGGCUGUACGUGGUGCCUUGGGCUUAUAGCAUGCAAAGUUCUUGUUAAUACAGUAGCUACUGCAGCUACUUUUGCUGUACAGGAACAUGUACAGAGAGAUCACCAUUUGGUACAUGGAGCAACAAAUAUUCGAAAGA
Molecule: messenger RNA, 1188 nt
Organism: Triticum aestivum (bread wheat)
Lineage: Eukaryota; Viridiplantae; Streptophyta; Magnoliopsida; Poales; Poaceae
Exons: 1
Coding region: 96-626 (176 amino acids)
Source: RefSeq, a predicted model, not a curated record